This is a messenger RNA of Phytophthora nicotianae INRA-310, 6502 nucleotides long. RefSeq lists its product as hypothetical. The record is from RefSeq and is a predicted model, not a curated record. The transcript is spliced from 4 exons. Lineage: Eukaryota; Oomycota; Peronosporomycetes; Peronosporales; Peronosporaceae. Gene Ontology annotation, molecular function: ubiquitin protein ligase activity; zinc ion binding. Gene Ontology annotation, biological process: protein ubiquitination; ubiquitin-dependent protein catabolic process via the N-end rule pathway. The coding region runs from base 604 to 6288 and encodes 1894 amino acids. Gene Ontology annotation, cellular component: ubiquitin ligase complex; cytoplasm.
ACAAAGUCAGUCCCAAAUUUUCUCGCAGAGUUGACCGCACGCCGCCUGCAGGCGAGGGGAAGAGGGGGGAGCACUUAGCGCCGGCCAGAAUGGAUCUGUUCGCGCGCGCACGCAGUGUCAUUGACCACCGAGGAGCGUCGGCUGUAACGCGGCGUCAGAGUCGUGAGCAGGACGCGCAGGACACACAGGACAGUCGGGAACAGGACCAGGAUCGCGUUUUAGGUGGUCCAAAGGCCAAAGUACGUGCGCUACUGGACGAAAUGCUUGCCAGCGCUUCCUGGGGUGAAAAGGAGCACGAGGGCGAGGAGCGUCGCCUGUUAAAUGAGCUCCAGACCUGCAUACUAGACGCAGAGAGUCGCCAAGCACUCGAGCAGUUGCCCAAGCGCAUGUGCGCCUACGAAUUUAAACCUGGAGAUAUCGCGUGGAACUGCAAAGUGUGCCAGGUGGACGAGACGUGUGUGAUGUGCAACGACUGCUUUAUAUCCAGUGACCACGAGGACCACGAGGUCUUCUUCUACUACACACAUAGUGGAGGCUGCUGCGACUGUGGAGACACCGAAGCUUGGGCGCCCGAAGGCUUCUGUACACGACACAAGGUAGGAGAUGAUAGUUUGUGGAUGGAGGGACAAUAUGAUAGCUGAUAUUUUGACACUACAGGGAGCACAAGACGCAGACCCACUGAGCUUCUUGCCUCCAGAUCUGCUGGCAAAUUCUCGUGAAUGUAUCGGGGAAGUGAUGAAAUUGGUACUGGAUUCUGUAAAAGAGGCCAGGUUUGGCUCCGUGAUAAAUGAAGACGAUCUCGAGGUCAUGCGCGAUAAACUGGGGAGCGAGGCGCCUGAUAGACGUUACUCGGUUAUUGUACACUACAACGAGCUGCAGACGUCGCAGGAAUUCGCGACGGCGCUGAAUAAAGCCCACCCUGCGAUUGCCUAUCAAAUGCUUAAAAUCGUCGGUGAGACUUCGUCGCAGAAGCAGAGUACUGUGCGUGCUAAGGCUUCUCGUGAAGAUGUUCUGGAGUUGGCAGCUUCAUUGCAUAAGCACGGCAUUGUGACUUCUAUUGUUUCCUGCGACUAUAAAGCAAGAGUGCCUCUUAUUAACUCGUUGCUUCAGUGGCUUGCUUCACUUGCAAACCUUUCCGAUGGCCUCUGUCGCCUAAUUUGCGAGAAGAUGUGUGCUGUAGAGAGUUUAGAGCACAGCGAGAACAGCAUGGAAGUCGAUGAAGCAGACGAUUACCCGAUGCUUAGGGCUGUUAUUAUGGCUGACUCAUUCCUGCCUAAAACCGAGAGUGACGCUCUUCACAGCCUACUGAUGGCUCUCCUGGCUGACCCUCUUUUCAAGCAAGCGUUCGCCAUCUCAUUCACAUCGUCAUAUCGCCAGCUAUAUCGAGAAUUCGCGGCGGGAGUGGGCAGCUCGACCUCAACAAUACUAGCAUUCAGCGUGCAAUUCUUCAACCGAGCAACUUUUGUGAAAAAGCUUGUUGCCGAGUACGAUCUUCUGGAAGUUUUGAUAAACUCAGUACUUGAAACUCUGCGCAAGAAGCCCAGAACAGAUUUUAUCGAUAUUGCGUUCGAAGAUACUUGGAACAGCAUGAUACACGUGCUGCAUCCAGACCACAACCGAGAGCUUGAUGUCUGGGAUGUCUUUGCGAUGGGGAUUCAACGUUCACAAGGCUCUACGUUACGCGACGUCAAUGUGAGCACACUGGUACUAGAAGCGGAACGUGCAGGUUACCAUAUCAGGCAUCAAAAGGAGAUGUCGCCAUUCCUAAGUUUACCUCCGGAGACAGAGCUUACGGGGCGUUUCGAGCUGGAUGUUACGUCACCAGUAUUCGUGUAUCGCCGCUAUAUGUCGGGACUGCUGGAUCUGCGCUAUGUUCUACAGAUUGAAGGGAUUUCAGAGAGUUUUGUAUUGGAGAAAGGAGGCUCUCGCUUGGCUCGGUUUCUGCUGUAUCUAGCGUAUAUUCAAAGUGCAUGCUCAGAAGCUCGACGAUUCGGAGACCACGUGGAAAUGGAGUCGCGUGGAUGGGUCGUGACUGUGGAGUUUGUAUCGACGACAUCGGACGUGUCUUCGUGGGUUGUAUCGAACGCUUUCAAAACUGCUGGAGGACCCGAAGCAACACGUUCCUCGGAAGCUUCACGGCAUCUGAUCGCUAAGUUAGCAAAACCCAUAUUAGAGGCGUAUUUCUUCUGGUUAGCGUCCAGUGGCAAGUAUUUUCCUCCACCUGACUACCAGGUUGGAGACACUCUUCGCGCAGACCAGAUUGAGACUGCGGUGUCAUGUCAUUUCCCACUCCAACGCACGCUUUCGCAAUUGAUUCGGGCUUUAAGUGAUUCCGCGAAUGGCUUGGAUAUUUUCCUGUCGAUGGUGCAGAGCCGAGUAUUAGAGGACGACGAAUCGGUGUGGGUUCACGACGCUGAUAGCCCGAUUGGUUUCUGGCAUCGCGUGCAUCUUAUUGAGCCUGUUCUCCAAGCUAUUGUAUGGGAUGCUCAAGUGCACUCAGGCUUGUGGGUACGCAACGGUAUGUCGGUGAUCAACCAUAGUAUGAACUAUGGCGAACCACCGUUUUGUGCGCGAUUCCGUGAUCUCGAUUUACUAUUGCUGCAGUUUAGCUUCCAGCUAUUGGGCGUUGAUUGGGUGAUGGCAUCGAUCAUGGAGCGCUUCGACGUCGAGGAGUGGUAUGAGGCAGCACAGAGCGCUGAUGCGAAGGAGGCGGAGCUGAUGGUGACCGAGUGUCUGGCCUUGCUGUCCCAGCUUGCGUCUGAACUGCCACCUAAGGUUACAGAAGGCGACGCAAUGCGCAGUUUAAUUCCGUAUUUGCGCCGAGAAAUUGUACAGCGCUUGUGCGUCGGCCCAUGCGCUCAUAGCGACUUGUCCAAGAUUGCAAACGAAUUUUUCAUGAGUCGCGAGAAUCUGUUCCCAGCCAGUUUCUCAGGAGGUCCCGUGCUUGACCAGAUCUUGAAGGAGGUGUGUGUGGAAGCAGGCUUCUCGGCGUCGUCUGGAUCUGGGGACUCGGCCGCACCAGGUGGAGGCAAAUUCCAGUACCGAUUGAAGCCGGAGCUGUAUGCAGAGUAUAACCCGACGUUUGUGCACUUGACGCGCAAGCAGCACGAAUCCGCUCAUGAAAACUGGUUCCAGCAUCGCCUCCGUUCGUCUAAAAAGCGAGAGCAAGAGCAGGCAGACGGCAGCCCGAACAACACCCACUCGACUUGGCUUGAUUAUCCAAUGGUGAACAUGUUUUUGCCGUGUCCGCUUGGCUUCCGGUUGUCUCGUAUUUCAAUUCUGCAUGAAGACGUGCGAAGAUUGGUGUACGAGUCGUUGUGGCGAGCCACAACCGAUGCGCAUAGUAGUCUCAGUGUUCUAUCGCGAGCGGUGCAUUUGUUCACGCUACAAUUGUAUGUAGUGGAAGAUGUACGGUACUUCCAGACGAUGGUUCCUGCCUCGGACGCGGAGAACUUUGAACGAGAGCGAGCUUCUCGGAUAGCAGACAGCUUUAUCGAGUGGAUCCCACAAGAACAGCCGAGUUUAUUCUCCGACGCGGAGCCACGAUGCGCGAUACUAAAUCUAUUGUUGAAGCUGAACCCUUGGUCCAGCCAUGGUGGCAGCGCAAGCAUGACGAAGCUGGACGGCGAUCAGAAGCACGAAAUUGGACGAGGAAUUGAUUGGCUAUUGCAUCGGCUGUCCCGCAUUAGUCCGGAAUGUCGAAGCGUUGUGGAACAGCAUCAGGUGACCGAGCAAGAGUCUCGCGACGAAGCUGCACGCAAGUUGGCGUUGGCCCAAAGACGUAAAGAGGCCCAGAUGCGUGCCAUGAGGCAGAUGCAGCAGCGACAAGCAGCUUUUGCUGAACAGAUGAAGGCAAUGGCAAACGAAGCAGAUGCUGUCGGCGAAGAGGAAGUUGGUGUGGAUAAUGAACGCGAGAAACAUGCGCACAAUGCAACGGAUGCUGCCGGGGACGAUAGUGACGUUGAAAUGGACGACAACGAGACUACGAUGAGCGAUGAUACACCUGCUGUGGAGUGCGCGAUGUGCCACUCGGUGAACUCGGAGAACAGCUUUAUGUGCUAUGUGGGCUUCGCUCAAUGCUCUCCUGUGCUCUCUCGACUAAAUGGAGGCUCGCAUGGUCAAUAUCUGAGUACACCUAUGGAUGAAAUGCACGUCGGUGAAGAUAUUCCAGUGCAUGUACGUCUAUGUGGCCACUCAGUGCACCAUAAGUGCUGGGAAUCGUAUCAUACGUCGCAAUUCCAACGCGCAAUAACUGGUGGACACCAUCGUCAUGCACUCAAUGCUGUCGAUGUCACCAAGAAGGAGUUUUUGUGCCCAUUGUGCAAGUCAAUCUCCAACGUGUUAAUUCCUACAACAACCGACGAUGAGAGCAAGUUUCUCCCUGCUAUGAAGCGCCGAGUAUCAGUCGAUGGAUCUGGGGAGCGAGCUAUGGCUACAGUAACGCAGUUAGAGAUGGUUCGUUGGCUGGAGCAUGCUGUUGGAAGAGAUACACAGACUCAUACAGAGGAUAUGAAUGGCUCAACUGAUAUCAGCGAGGACGCGAGUGCAAUGCUAUUGGAGCAGAAGCCAGCUUUAAUCUCGUCGAGUGACGAAGAUCCUAUCGAAACGGUGCAUCUGAACAAGUGGCUAGAGAACGGCCUGGCUUCACUCUGCAUGGCAAUUCACAAGGUGGCGUGUGGAGCGAUGCAGAAGUCCCAACCGGAACGCUACACCACGUCAGGUUGUAACGCGCUGUUCCACACGCUGCUGUGCUCUUUCCUAGACACUCAUGACACAGAUCAGCUGCGAGAACACCUCUUCUUGGAAGCCAUGCGUUUUCUCCCGUUGAUGCUGAAGCACGUCAACAUACGCUUGCCCCCGAAUGCAUCAGUGGAACCGACAGAUUUGUAUUCGAGAAUCCUACACUUGUUAUUCUACGGCGGAUCGGAUGUUCGUCCGGAUGGAACGGUGGUGCUGGAGAGCGAACAUCCCAGUACACAGACUCAAACGCGAAAGCAGAGCCAGUGGGGGAAGGUGCGAUGGCCACAGAAGCCACUACUGCUUAAUCACUUGGGAAGUGUGCUGAUGAAGGGGUUACUGCUGGCGAAGAGCGAGGAAGAUGCGGUGUUUGUUGCUCGGCUCGUGGUGCUUGCACGUCUUGUGCAGACACUGCUGUGGUACGCGAUCACACGGAAAGAGGAGUUCACGAAUGCGAUGGCAGAUGAUCUCGCGUUCUCGGAAGAGAAUGUGGCGUUCUUUACGGCCUGCUUUACGGACGAAAGCGCCGAUGAUGGAGACAAUCGUGAGGACGCUGUGGGACGUCAAUUGGAGCUGCUUCUGGAGACACUUAUGAGGAAAUGUGACGGCGCGUUUGAAGUGGAACCUAUUGUUGCAGACAAGCGCCAGCUUCUGAACGUCGUGGCAUGCGAAGUCGUUCCUCUUGCCAAGGUGGCUACGUUCAUGAUUCAGUCACUGACUAGACGAGUUCGUGCUGGGACGAUAGCUGCUUCGAAACCAAUAUUUAUUACUCAAGAAGACGUCUCCGCCAUUGGCUUUGUGAAGCUGAAUGCUCUGCAACUCGACGAGAACAGCAGUUCUGAGCAGACUGCUCUCACUCAACUCGUAUUUGCGUGGGUGCACCGCUUCAAGGCCGCAUACGAAGAGAUGAAUGACCCGCACUCUGUUCUCCAGCAAUGGCUUACAACGGCCAAUGUGGAUCGCACUCCGAAGUUGGUGCUACCGUCUGUGUUAAGGAGAGAUCUUCACACGAUGCACUCGACCAUUUCGGUCUUCUCUUCGGGCGCUAAUCGCACGCGGUAUCUCCGCUCGCUGCCUCGACCGUACGUUAAAUUCUACUCGGAGCUGGCGAAGCGCAAAUGCCAAUCGUGUCACCAGUUCCCUGCCCGGCCUGCUGUCUGCUUGCUGUGUGGAAUGCUGCUCUGCGCCGCCAAUACAUGUCCGUCGAUCCACUUGGACAAAGGUGGAUACCCGGACGAGGCCAAUCCCGGUGCGUGUACCGUUCAUGCCAAGAAGUGUGGGCGAGGCAGCGGUAUGUUCUUGUUAGUACUGGAAGGUGCCGUGCUGCUUGUGUACUGGAAGCUGGCAGCGUAUGUGGGGAGUCUCUACGUGGACGAGUAUGGAGAGGAGUUCGGCGAACGCAACCGCGAACUGAGCAAGGGCCGUCCACUUUACCUCAACGAGGAGCGACGUGAACGGCUUCUGCGACUGUGGCUGCGUCACGAGAUCCCCAACGAGGUCGUCAAGAUCCAGAACAGCUCCGAACGUGUCAUCCGCAACAGCCACUACUGAUCGAUGUAAAAGCAAGAGAAAUUCCACGCCCUACCGCUGGCAGUGUCAAUAGCGAGCUCGGCCACUGCGUAGACACUGGUCGAGCGUCAACCAAUAAACAAUAAACGAGGCAACUGAACUUUGAAUUAAAGUCUGAAGCAGUGCGUCACAGUAGACGGAGCACUAUGACACCGGACACGUGUUUAUUGUGAUUGGCCAAAUAUGCUAUUUGAAC